Cryptococcus wingfieldii CBS 7118 is the source of this 3684-nucleotide messenger RNA. Its product is annotated as coatomer protein complex, subunit alpha (xenin). The record is from RefSeq and is a predicted model, not a curated record. Gene Ontology annotation, cellular component: COPI vesicle coat. Bases 1 to 3684 code for a protein of 1227 amino acids. Gene Ontology annotation, molecular function: protein binding; structural molecule activity. Gene Ontology annotation, biological process: intra-Golgi vesicle-mediated transport; retrograde vesicle-mediated transport, Golgi to endoplasmic reticulum; intracellular protein transport. The transcript has 7 exons. NCBI's taxonomy places the organism in Eukaryota, Fungi, Basidiomycota, Tremellomycetes, Tremellales, Cryptococcaceae.
AUGCAGAUGCUCACCAAGUUCGAGAGCAAGUCCCCGAGGGUAAAGGGCAUUGCCUUCCACCCCAAGCAACCCUUACUCGCGGCCUCUUUGCACAAUGGCACUAUCCAGCUUUGGAACUAUCAGAUGGGAACAUUGGUGGACAGAUAUGACGAGCACGAUGGACCUGUGCGAGGCAUCUGCUUCCACCCCACCCAGCCCAUCUUUUGCUCCGGUGGUGACGACUACAAAAUCAAGGUGUGGAACUACAAGCAGAGAAAGUGCCUCUUCACUUUGACUGGGCAUCUCGACUACGUCCGAACCGUCUUCUUCCACCGAGAGUACCCAUGGAUCAUCUCCGCCUCUGAUGAUCAGACCAUUCGAAUCUGGAACUGGCAAUCUCGAACCUGUAUUGCCAUCUUGACCGGCCACAACCACUACAUCAUGUGCGCCCAGUUCCACCCCUGGGACGACCUUGUCAUUUCCGCCUCCAUGGAUUUGACUGUCCGAGUCUGGGACAUCUCUGGCUUGCGCAAGAAGAACCAGGCUUCCAAUGCCCCCCUCUCUGCCGAAGAACAGAUCGCGCGCGCCAGCCAGGGCCAGGCAGACUUGUUUGGCAACACCGAUGCUGUUGUCAAGUAUGUCCUUGAAGGUCACGACCGUGGAGUCAACUGGGCCACUUUCCACCCUACCCUCCCCCUGAUCGUCUCUUGUGGUGACGACCGACAAGUCAAGCUCUGGCGAAUGUCCGACACCAAGGCCUGGGAAGUCGACAGCUGUCGUGGGCAUUUCAACAAUGUCUCGAUGACCUUGUUCCACCCCAAGCACGAAUUGAUCCUGAGUGCCAGUGAGGACAAGACCAUUAGGGCUUGGGAUAUGACAAAGAGGACUGCGGUGCAGACGUUCAGGAGAGAGCAUGAUAGGUUCUGGGUGUUGACUGCGCACCCCAACCUCAACUUGUUUGCUGCUGGCCACGACAAUGGUCUCAUCGUCUUCAAGCUCGAGCGAGAGCGUCCUCCCUUCUCCCUCUCCGGCAACCAGCUCUACUAUAUCGACCGCAAGGUCAUCCGCAUGGGCGACCUCGGUACAGCCACCAACCAAGGCCUCUGUUCGGUCCGCAAGUUUGGCUCGCAAUACAUUCCUCCCCGUACCCUGAGCUUCAACCCCGCCGAGCGUGCCGUCCUCGUCACCUCUACCGCUGAAGGCGGCAUCUACGAGCUCAUCACGCUCCCCAAGCCCGGUGCGCCUACAUCGAUGGACGGUAGAGAUGUGCCUUCUGAUGGCAAGCGGGGUACCGGGUUCUGUGCGUUGUUUGUUGCUAGGAACAGGUUUGCGGUGCUCGAGAAGGGUGGACAGACGAUCGAGAUUAAGGACUUGACCAACACCACUACCAAGACGAUCAAGUGCCCUGUACAGACCACUGAAAUCUUCUACGGCGGUACUGCUUCGCUCUUGCUCGCCACCCCUUCUUCCGUCGUCUUGUUUGACAUUCAGCAGGAAAAGAUCCUCGCCGAGUUGACCACUCCUCCCGUCAAGUAUGUCGUCUGGAGUCCCGACGGCAACUCUGUGGCUCUCUUGAGCAAGCACACCAUCACCAUCGCCAACAAGGCUCUUGCCCAGACCGCUCUCAUCCACGAGACUAUCCGGAUCAAGUCUGCCGCUUGGGACGACAGCGGUGUCCUCAUCUACACCACUCUCAACCACGUCAAGUAUGCUCUUCCCCAGGGCGACAACGGUAUCAUCAAGACGCUCGAGCAGCCCGUCUAUCUUACCCGAGUCAAGGGCUCUGUGGUGUAUUGCCUUGACCGACGUGCCAAGCCCCAGACCAUCACCAUCGACCCCGCCGAGUACCGAUUCAAGCUCGCCCUUACGCGAAAGAACUAUGAUGAAGUGCUCCACAUCAUCCGCACGAGCAACCUCGUCGGCCAGAGUAUCAUUGGGUACUUGCAGAAGAAGGGAUACCCCGAGAUUGCUCUGCAUUUCGUCCAGGACCAGCAAACCAGGUUUGACCUCGCCAUCGAAUGCGGCAACCUUGCUGUUGCGCUCGAGAUGGCCCGGGCGGUUGACCGAAAGGAAGCGUGGGACAGGUUGGCCGCUGCGGCUUUGCAACAGGGCAACCACCAGAUUGUCGAGACUGCGUACCAAAAGACACGCAACUUUGACAAGCUGUCCUUCCUCUACCUCCUCACGGGCAACACCCAGAAGCUCGGCAUGAUGGGCGUUAUUGCGGCCAAGCGAGGCAACAACAUGUCUCGAUUCCAGAACUCGUUGUACUUGGGCGACGUCAAGUCGCGCGUCGAGGUACUCAAGAGUACUGGACAGUACCCUCUUGCGUACUAUACUGCCAAGACGAAUGGAUUGGACGACACGGCGUUGGAGAUUCUUGAAGAGGCUGGUAUCACGGAGGAAGACUUGCCUCCUCCUCCUCAGAACUCCGGCCACUCUUGCAUCGCCCCUCCCCCCGUCGUCUUCCCCCAGGAGACCUCCAACUGGCCACUUAGGGACCUCGGAGACAGCUUCUUUGACCGCGCGCUUGCCAACGGCGGUAUCGACGCUGGCGCCGAAGAGGCUGGCGAACAGCUGGACGCUUGGGCCGCUGGUGACGAAGCUGCUUCAUCGCGAGCUGAAGAAGAUGACGAGGAAGAAGGUGAUGAAGAUGAAGGAUGGGACCUUGAUGCGGAUGUGCCGGUCGAGGAGGAGGAGGAGGAGGAAGAGGUUGAGCAGGAUAUCUUGGUCGGUGAGGAGGCAGAGGCUGAUCUGAGUCAGGGUGUAGAGGCUGGCGUGAGUGAGGAUGAUUUGUGGGUGAGGAAUUCGCCUUUGGCGAUUGAUCAUGCUGCUGCGGGAGCGUUUGAAUCUGCCAUGCAGCUGCUCAACCGACAAGUCGGUAUCGUCAACUUUGAGCCGCUCAAGUCUGCAUUCCUUCAAGCCUACCAAACGUCCCACGUCUACAUCCCCGCCAACGCCUCCUUACCGCCUAUCCGAUACAAUGUCCGCCGCGAUCCCGAAGCUACCGAGAUUGGCCAGCAGUUGCCCGCGAUUCCCUUUUCUUUGGAAGACAUCAAGGCAAAGGAAGUGUCAGAGGCAAACAAGGCGUUCGGCAGGGGCAAGUUUGUAGAGGCGCUGGCUGGGUUCAGGGCGGUGCUGCACAAGGCUUUGGUGGUUGUCGUCGAGACUGAUGGAGAGGCUGAAGAGGUUGCCGAGCUUGUAGAGCUUGCUCGAGAAUACGUUGUCGGUCUCACUCUUGAAGUCGAGCGUAGACGGAUUGCGGCCGACCCUGAAAACGUCGUGCGCAACCUGGAGCUUGCUGCCUACUUUGCCAACUGCAAACUGUCUACUGCGCACACCCAGCUUGCUGUGAGGAGCGCCAUGAAGGUGUUUGCCGAGGCGGGCAACAAUGCGACGGCGGCGGUGUUUGCGAGAAGAUUGGUGGAUGCUGGUGUUGCCCAGGCUCAGGCUUUGACUCAGGCUCGAGCUGUCAUUGCUCAAGCUGACCGGAACCCCCGGGACGCGCACGAGAUCAACUUUGACAAGUUUACACCCUUCGACGUGUGCCCCGCAUCCCUCACGCCGAUCUACCAAGGCUCACCGGCCGAGGUGAGCCCGUAUAGUGGGGCCAAGUACCUGCCAGAGUACAAGGGGACCAUCUGUGUGGUGGACGGGCUGAGUCGGGUAGGUGCUGGGGGCAGUGGGCUGAGAAAUAAGAUCUAG